AGGAUGGACGAAGAUGGGAUAUGGGAGAGUCAGCAACAUAAGCCACUGUGGACCACCCAUCCCUGAUACCCCAACCAAGCCGAACCUCCUUUCUUUUCAUCUUGACAGUUCCCUGGGUGCUGUAUCCAUCUGACCCAUCUCCUCUCCUCAGGGCAGCAGGUGGUGGAGACAGCCACAAGUUAAACCGCCUUGGCAGGAUCAACUUCUACCUUCCAAAGGGUUCUAAGUAAUGGCGGUAGAGGUGAUUGUAUGAUCAAUUUGAAAUGACUCCCCUACCGUUUCGGAAGCAGGUUAGGAAGGCCACAAAAAGCGACAACGAAGAUUGGCUUCUGGCUCAGCUAGGUUUAGGAUGCUUCCCGGUCAGACGAAUUUCUCCCAAUCGGAUGAAGUUCACCUUGGGCCUGGGGUCGCGGGCCUGGAGAGUGUCCUGGGAACGGGCGGCGGCGGCUGCGGCAGCGGUCCCUGGGGCGGGCGGCGCGCUGGGCAGCGGCUCACUGCGCGUCUCCAGCCGCCGCGGCCCUCGGCUCGCGCGCGCCCUCCCUCUAUGCCUCUCCGGCGGUGGCGGCGCCCGAGCUCUCCCGGACUGUGCCGGGCCCAGCCCCCGCCGCUCCGGCGCCAGGCAGCUGGCCGGCCCGCGCGCGAUGGAGCAGACGUACGGCGAAGUGAACCAGCUUGGUGGUGUGUUCGUCAACGGCCGUCCCCUGCCCAAUGCCAUCCGCCUGCGCAUCGUGGAAUUAGCACAGCUGGGUAUCCGACCCUGUGACAUCAGUAGGCAACUGCGGGUCUCUCAUGGCUGUGUGAGCAAAAUCCUGGCGCGCUACAACGAGACCGGUUCCAUCCUGCCCGGGGCCAUUGGGGGCAGCAAACCUCGAGUUACCACCCCCAAUGUAGUGAAGCACAUCCGGGACUACAAGCAGGGCGAUCCUGGCAUCUUUGCCUGGGAGAUUCGUGACCGGCUACUGGCUGACGGCGUCUGUGACAAGUACAACGUGCCUUCCGUGAGCUCUAUUAGUCGCAUCCUGCGAAAUAAGAUUGGCAGCCUGGCACAGCCAGGGCCAUACGAAGCAAGUAAACAGCCGCCGCCGCAGCCCGCGCUGCCCUACAAUCAUAUCUACCAGUACCCGUACCCCAGCCCAGUGUCACCCACGGGCACUAAGAUGGGCAGUCAUCCCGGGGUUCCCGGCUCAGCGGGCCACGUCAGUAUCCCGCGUUCAUGGCCCUCCGCACAUUCAGUCAGCAACAUUCUGGGCAUCCGGACAUUUAUGGAGCAAACAGGGGCCCUGGCCGGGAGCGAAGGCGCUGCCUACUCCCCCAAGGUGGAAGACUGGGCGAGUGUGAAUCGUGCCGCCUUCUCCACCUCGUCAGCAGUGAAUGGACUCGAGAAACCUGCCUUGGAGGCAGACAUUAAAUAUACCCAGUCGGCUUCCAGCCUCUCCGCAGUGGGCGGCUUCCUUCCUGCCUGCGCCUACCCGGCUUCCAACCAGCACGGAGUAUACAGCGCUCCAGCAGCCGGCUACCUAUCCCCCGGCCCGCCCUGGCCACCAGCCCAGGCACCCCCGCUGGCGCCCCACGGAGCUGGUGUGGCGGUGCACGGCGGGGAGCUUGCCGCGGCAAUGACCUUCAAACACCCCAGCCGAGAAGGGACCGACAGGAAGCCCCCUAGCCCGGGAGGCAAGGCCACGGACGCACUCGGUAGCUUACACGGACUUUCCAUCCCGGCUUCGACCUCCUAGGGGCUGUCCCCUCGUAGAGCCACAGAUCAGCUCAGAGGGGCCGGCCGGACCGCGGCUCCGCUCACUCGACCUCUGGCUGGCAGCAUCCUGAAGUUGGGGCUCCGGCACUGCCUCCGCCCCAACAGUUCCUUCACGAGCUCCUGGGAUCUUUUCGGUCUUUCCCAACCUUGGUUUUUGAAGGCUGCGCUAACCUUCCUUGCUUGAGAGAGGCUCCUGAAUCCACAGCGUCGACUUACCUUUUUUUUUUUAAUCUUCUCCUCCCUCCUCCUGUUCUCUCUCUCUCUUCCCUCCUCUAUUUUCUCGUCCCAAUUCUUUCCCUUUUUGCAUUCUUCCCUCUCCAUCUCCUGGUUUCUCUCUCACUUUUCUCACAAUCAAAGGUCUGAUCUUUACAGCUUCCCUGACUCUACUGCUCCAAUCUGGGCAAACUUCAGUACACUCUGCAAGGACCCAACCCUCCUCUAUUACCCCCACCCGACCCCCGCCAUCCCCUCCUCCCCUGAACACCCUCCGUCCCAAGGGAGUGGGGCUUGAACCUAGGAGCAAAGCCAAAACCCUUGUUCAUAUAUUUUUAUAGUAACAAAAAGGAGUACAACUUCCCUGGGUUGCUGCCCCUUCCCUGAGAAUAUUUUUUUCUGUGCCCAAUGACUAGGCUGGCUUUAUUUCUAAGUUAAUGCCACCUGAAAGAAGACAGUGCAAGAGAAAGAGAUGCUGGGACGGGUAGUGUUUUCAGUAAUUAAAAACUAGGCACACCUCUCUUAGCCCGGCUACACCCAAUGCUCCCUAAUGUACCUCCCGACCCAACAGCAUUGUUUCAGGUGUUUUCCCCUCCAUACAUUUGUUGAUUUUGAGGAACAAACUGCUUCAGGGUGCUGAGGUCCAUUCUGGCUUCUGGUUUGCAAGGAAUUGGAGUGGGUAAAAACCCAGGAACCCAGGAGGCUCUUCUGGAGUAAGGCAAGAGGGCUAUUAACUGAUUUCAAGUUCAGAUGAACUGGUGGCGGGACUCUGAGUAUAAUUCAAUUUUUGUAGUCAUAAACAUAUUACUGGUGAGAGUCUGGCUUCACCUGUUAAACAUGGGCGGGCGUCUUUGAAUAAAGGAAAUUCUGAAAUUCACCAGCUUGGUGA
Molecule: messenger RNA, 2855 nt
Organism: Rattus norvegicus (Norway rat)
Lineage: Eukaryota; Metazoa; Chordata; Mammalia; Rodentia; Muridae
Gene: Pax1
Product: paired box 1
Biological process (GO): regulation of DNA-templated transcription; positive regulation of transcription by RNA polymerase II; sclerotome development
Cellular component (GO): nucleus
Molecular function (GO): RNA polymerase II cis-regulatory region sequence-specific DNA binding; DNA-binding transcription activator activity, RNA polymerase II-specific; double-stranded DNA binding
Source: RefSeq, a predicted model, not a curated record